Messenger RNA from Anguilla anguilla (European eel), 8023 nucleotides. RefSeq names its product potassium voltage-gated channel, Shaw-related subfamily, member 1a (gene kcnc1a). Gene Ontology annotation, biological process: potassium ion transmembrane transport; protein homooligomerization. The transcript has 4 exons. Lineage: Eukaryota; Metazoa; Chordata; Actinopteri; Anguilliformes; Anguillidae. The record is from RefSeq and is a predicted model, not a curated record. Gene Ontology annotation, molecular function: protein binding; delayed rectifier potassium channel activity. Gene Ontology annotation, cellular component: voltage-gated potassium channel complex; axon; neuronal cell body membrane. Bases 1247 to 3058 code for a protein of 603 amino acids.
GCGGUGGGAAAGUCUGGAGGUAGUGCUGCGCCUCUGCAGGACUGUCAAGCUCCGAGCGGCUCCUGCUCACUGCGCCUAGCAGCAAGCCACAUGAACGAAGAGAGGGAGGGGCAGACAUAAAGCAAGCAAAUCGCCUCCGUGGGAAAAAAAAAAAUUACGAACCUUCUCGUACCCCAUUGUAAUACCAGCAUUGCUGUUUAUUUCGGUCUGAUUAUGGUGCGUUUGAUUAAAGCAAGACAACAGGGCGCGGUUUAGAAUGUAUACACGAUUUUUGUGAGUUGGGGGAGAGGAAUUCGUAAAUAUAGGACCCCCUCCUCCCCUUGUUGCUGCAGCAUCUUUUCAGCGUAAUUUCAAAGGGAGAACACAACGACGCGCUUAUCAACGCAAACGAUGUGUAGUAGUAGGCUACAACUUCCUACGGAUUGCUUGGCUUGGGCAUCACAACUGAGGAUUGAGAGGAGUAUCGAUCGGUCAGUAAAUAAAUAAAUAAACUGGCGUGUAACAGUGCUUAAGAUGACCCUGUAGUCAUUGCCGACUCCAGGAACAGAAUCAGCGACGGAGAACGGAACACAAGUCUGUUUUUUUUUUUUACAAAAAAGAGGAACAUUUUGAAAGGGAAAAGGUCUCGAUGAGGGCACCGGGCUGUGCUCAGACCCACUGGUGCUGUCCGUUCAGCACCACUGCCGUCACCUUGCGCUGAAUGUCAUCAGGCGCUGAGAAUAAUUUCCUAGUCGACGGAUCUGGGUCUUGGCUUUUAGUGUCAAGGAAAACGCAUUUUCAAUUUUCUUCUGUGUUUUUGGAAAUAUGAUUGUUUUUUACGUUCUAUUUUUCGUGAUAUUGUGUUUAGUGGCAACAUUUUAGAUAUGUAUGUUUUCCUUGUGCUUCUGGCAGCAGCUACACACCGGUGAUCACUUGCUAUGACAACCGCUUGAAGCAGCCGUAGAAGUGUUCAUUGGCUCUCAAUAUAAGCUGUUGCGAUUUCGUAUUUUUUGUUUUUGUUUUCUUACUUUUUUUAACCGGAGCCACACAUAUCUUUCUCCCCUAUAUCUUGAUUUCUGAGCUUUAUUAUUAGUAUUUUCAUCUUUUCUCAUUCCGAUCCCUAUCCCUUAAUUCCCCCUUCACCUCUUGCACGUGUCGUCCCUGUCCUGUGUACGAUUUAGCUAUUAUUACUGCAGUUAGAGGUUUCCCCGUGUACGGAUAGCGUUGCAAUGCCUGGGACUUAUUCGAGACAUGCCUAAGGGACGCGAUGGGCCAAGGCGACGAGAACGAUCGCAUUGUAAUAAACGUGGGAGGGACCAGACACCAGACUUACCGCAGCACCCUGCGCACUCUGCCGGGCACCCGAUUAGCCUGGCUCGCUGAACCCGAUGCGCACGGCCACUUUGACUAUGAUCCUAAGAUUGACGAGUUCUUCUUUGAUCGGCAUCCAGGCGUGUUUGCACACAUCCUCAACUACUACAGAACCGGCAAGUUACACUGCCCUGCAGAUGUAUGCGGGCCCUUGUAUGAAGAAGAGUUGGCGUUCUGGGGUAUCGAUGAGACGGACGUGGAACCAUGCUGUUGGAUGACCUAUCGACAGCACCGUGAAGCUGAAGAGGCGCUGGAUAGCUUCGGUGGAGGAGCCCUCGACAUGGGCAAUGAGGAGGCUGAUGGGGAUGGCAUGGGGGACUCGGGAGACGGCGACGAGGAGCUGGAAAUGACCAAGAGACUGGCACUGGGGGACUCCCUGGAUGCCAAAUCUGCGGGACUUUGGAGGCGCUGGCAACGGCGCGUAUGGGCACUAUUUGAAGAUCCUUAUUCUUCAAAAUAUGCAAGAUGGGUGGCAUUUGCAUCACUCUUCUUCAUCCUGGUGUCCAUCACCACAUUCUGCCUGGAGACGCACGAGGCCUUCAAUCCGAUCACCAAUCGUACAGAGACGGAGGUGGUGGAAAACGGCACAGUCGACCGUGUAUUCCAGGAGACUGAGACAGUGGUUUACCUAACCUACAUUGAGGGAGUGUGUGUGGUGUGGUUCACCUUCGAGUUCCUCAUGCGCAUCACCUUUUGUCCAGACAAGUUGGAGUUUAUCCGAAACACCCUCAACAUUAUUGACUUUGUGGCUAUCCUGCCCUUCUACCUGGAGGUGGGACUGAGUGGCCUGUCUUCCAAAGCUGCCAAGGAUGUGUUGGGGUUCCUGCGUGUUGUGCGAUUUGUGCGUAUUCUACGCAUCUUCAAGCUUACGCGCCACUUUGUGGGCCUACGAGUGUUGGGCCACACCCUGCGGGCCAGCACCAAUGAGUUCUUGCUUCUCAUCAUCUUCCUGGCCCUGGGAGUGCUCAUUUUCGCCACCAUGAUUUACUAUGCUGAGCGUAUUGGGGCCAAGCCUAAUGAUCCACGAGCCAGUGAGCACACGCACUUCAAGAACAUCCCCAUUGGGUUCUGGUGGGCUGUGGUGACCAUGACCACUCUAGGCUAUGGGGACAUGUACCCCCAGACGUGGUCAGGAAUGCUGGUGGGUGCCCUGUGUGCCCUUGCCGGAGUGUUGACCAUUGCCAUGCCUGUUCCUGUCAUUGUUAACAACUUUGGAAUGUACUACUCAUUGGCAAUGGCUAAACAGAAGCUACCAAAGAAAAAAAACAAGCAUAUCCCACGGGCCCCUCAGCUUGGCUCCCCUAAUUACUGUAAGUCGGGUGUAAACUCGCCACAUCACAGCACACAGAGCGACACGUGCCCCCUGGCACAAGAAGAGAUAUUAGAAAUAAACAGAGCAGAUUCCAAAGUGAAUGGGGAGGCAGCUAAGGCGGCGUUGGCCAAUGAAGAUUGUCCUCAUAUAGACCAGGCCAUGUCGCCUGAGGACGGCCAGAUCUUUAGCCCAAGCGACAGAAGUGAACAGCCCUGCUUCCUCGUAGCCACGGGUGAGAGGCGAGGCCACACAGGGGGAAGAGUGAGGAAGGCCUGUCCCAACCUGGGGAGGCCCCUGGGGGAGGCCACCCCCUCUCUCGGCCCUCAGGUGUACCCUCUGCUGCAGCUAGGCUGGGUACGGUGCCAAGAGGACAGCUGUGCCAGGCUCACACACUGAAGUCCCUCCCACCCCACAUCGAGACUCUGCCCCAGUACUAAGGCCCCCCCACACCAAAACCACACCAGGGCAGGGCACAGGGCUUGGGCUAGCCCCUUAGCCCACAUACAGAUGAGGCUAAGCAGGUCUAACUGUCUGCCUUUAACCAAGCGAAAAGCCACAUGCAAGUGGAUAUUUUUUUGUUCCCCAAAAAGCAACUGAGAAUAUCCCAUCUUCAAUCCUACUUGUCACAUGUCAGUGUGUAUCACAAGGUGGCCAUUUAGCAUAUUGUAGCAUUCUCCCUCAGCUUAGCUUAUGGCACUUUGCAGAGAUGCUGGGCUGUAGUCAGUGACAUCUGACUUGAUCAGCAUUGGAACUAAAGGCCCAUGCUGCCACAUAUAUCUCAUACACUCUUGCACAGACACGCUGCUCACUAUACCUAAAAACCUAAUACGUCUGACUGGAAACUGAACCGCUUCAGCGGGGUGAUGUCACUGCAACUUGUUCCAUGCAACUAUAGCAAGGUUAGUCAUAUCAGGGGGGUGGGACGGCUAUGCUGUCCUGGAUUAAGCACUGCUUUUGCCUGAUGAGGGAGAGUAAAUCUUCCUUCCCUGUCUUCCCCAGAGGAGGAAUUGUUGAACAAAACAUAAACACAUCUAUGUCCCCAACCCUGGCUCUGGACUCAACCAGAAAUUCAGAUUCAUAGAGAUCACAUUUCUGUGUCCCCCAGCACAAUUUCAAACAGGCCCCCUGCGGCAACCUUUUGAUGCUCAUUAACCUUUCCAAUUGUAGCAAAAGUGAGUCAAGAACCAUAUUAAAAGUAGAAUAUAUUCACGUGUUACAUCUUUUGAACCAUCUGGUAGCUUGGUGUCUGUACAAUAACAGAAAUUAUCUGUCUCUUCAUUCAUGCUUACAUGAGUUAUCCCUUUACAUUUUUUAUCCCAACAAAUGGCCACCAACACUGCAAACCACAUGCACUAAUUCCCCCAUCACAAUUCCUAGACCCUGCAAAUGGCACACAAACCAACCACAAUAAAAUACCCCCUCCAGUGCAUCUUGGUGCUACUAUGUCACUUGGGUUCACUACAAUUCUGCCAUCUAGCAAUGAUGCAUUGCUCUUGCCGAGAAUGCUGUUUAUCAAAUGAUAUAAUUAAUGAUUCCUAAGCACAAAAGUCUCUGAAAUUCAUUUUGUUGAAGAUAUAAUAUUGACAUUUGUAAGGAAUAAAACAAGAUUGCUACCAAAUAUUGAUGGCACAAAUUUAGUUGCAAGGGAUCAAAUUUCAAUUGAAAAAACACGUUAUAUGUCAAUGUAUGUAUGUGUGUAUGUCUGUGUCAAUUUGAGUGUGUGGGUGUGUGCUGAUGAUUUUAUGUGAAUCAACUGUUCUGUGCAUGUCUUGAGGCAUUUGUUUUAUCUAAUGCUACAUGCAGUUUCCUGCUAGUGGGUGGUAUCAGGGAGGUGAUGUAGAAUGGCACACUAUGAUGUAUGGGACAAGCGGCACUAUGCCAGUCAGAGUGCCCUGCAGCAUACAAAACCCAAUCAGUGGCUUCCGUUAGCAGUCCACAUAAUAAGGUGUGUUACUCUGAUAUGCAUAGUUAAAAGAACUGCACAUUCUAUGUCAUAUGCAGUACUCUGCUCAACCCAAUAUGGAAUUCUGAAUCAAGACCCAUUGGAAAUAUGCUGGAUAGCAGAGAUGGGGCCAAUUUCACUUAAAAUUAGACAACACAGGAAGUGAAAAAAAAUUACAUUCAUGAACUUAAAAUGUCUGUAAUGGUCUAUGUAAAAUUCACAAUUCAUUCAUUGAAUUUUAAUUCAUUUGAAUUCACUUACUUAAAAUUGAAUUGGCACCAACACUGCUAGUCAUCCACUGUUCCAGAAAUAGAUGUAGGAUAAGAUUAUGAUUGAUAAAGUUUUAUAGACAUAUAGAUGUAUUCUUUUUUCUGGAACAAUCAGAAAACAUUAAGCAAUGUGUCUCAAAAAAACUCAUCCAUAUGGAGUCUGCUUAUGAAUGGAGCUUUAAAUGGGUAACUCAGAUGCUUGCCAACCUAAUUUGAUUGGCUAAUUAUGUCCCUUUUGACACAAGGUAUGCCUCUUGUCACCAUGAUACCACACAUUGCAUGCUGUAGAAACUCUGACACACAGAAUGCAUGAAAGAUGAUGCUGUUGAAUUGGCUACAAUGUUUUAUCGAUGAGUAAUCAGGACAAAAGAGAAAAUGCAAUUAAAAAAAAGAGAAGCCCAUCCUAAUGUUGGUCCACUGCUGCCAUGUACUCAGAUGCAUUUCUCUUCAAACAAAGGUUACGAAAAGUCUCGGAGCCUUAACAGCAUUGCUGCCAUGGGCGGAAAUGCCAUUGGAGUAUCGUCAGUAUCCACCGUCCCCUGCAGCCCACCCUGCCUUUUGCGGCGGUCACGCUCCCCCAUCCCAUCCAUUCUGUAGCAUGGAUCAAUAGUACAGAAUAGCCACUCAGGCCCCUGCUGCCCACUGCAGCCCCUGUCUACACUGUGUUCCAUCAAUUUUUCCCAUUCCUUUCCGCUUUCUCUGGAAUUUGGUUUCCCUUUUCAGCUUUACUCCAUUCUUUUUUAUCUAUGGUUAUCUAUGUAGAUUAUUUGUUAUGUCUCCCAAAUUUUUUUUUAAAAGAUUUGAGAAAAAAAAAAUAUUGUGACACAGACAACCUAAUGGACUGUGCUAACCUUAUAGACAUGUAGCUUACUCAGGAUCACACUGGUCUCAGAGAGGGAACACACACACACACACACACACACACACAUACAUAUAUACACAAACGCAUUAGCACACAGUGGGUGGGGUUUCAAUGAACAGGCUUCUCCCCUGUGGGCGGGUGAGGGACCUCAUGUAUUACAGGGCUUUAGAUGAGAAGAGCCAAACACGCUUCUGUUCUUUUGAGACAUGGUCCUAAUUUCCUCAAAAACAGAAUAAUGAUACAAUCUAGUUAAAUGCCUGAAAAUUUUCAAAGCAGAGGCCCUAUAUUCAUGCAUUAUUGAGCAUUGUUCCAGUAUUUAGGCUGGUCCUUAUUUAGGUUUCCUUCUGCUGAUCCAAGCAUCUCUGUUCCCCAAUCUCUUCUUCUCUCUUUAUUUCUAUCUUUUUCCACUCUAGCAUUUCCUUCUCACUAAAACACACACACACACACACACACACAAAUACAAAUCAGAACAUUUUCAGUAAGACACUCUGAGUUCAACGCUCCCCUUCUCCAAGAAUCAGACUUUCAUUCUUUCAUUUAUAACUUCUGUUGUUCUUUCUUUACUUUAUACAUUUUAAACCCUUCCUCCCGACCCUUUUUAGUAUAGACCUACCUAUCUGCCUAUAAUACUCCCCCUCUGUGAGAGUGUUUUGUCUGGGUGUGAGACAUUAGGGAGGGGCACUGGCCUGACUGCAUGGGCGAGCUCGGCUGCAGAAAGGAACUAGCUCAUCUGCAUGCACUUCUCCGGCUGCCUCUCUUUCGUACCCAACAGCUCUUCUCACUGCGUGUCUCUUUCUUCCUUUUUCUCUCUGACUCUAUCCCUCUGUCUCAUCCUCAUUUUUGGAUCUCGUGUAAAAAAAAUUUUUUAACAACUGUGAAGGGUUGUUCUGCCCUACUCUUUUUUCUGUUGUCUUGCUUUUCUUUUUUUUAGCAAAAAAAAAAAAAACAUUCUAAAAUGAACAAAUGAAAGUGACUGGCUGUAAAACGCCCUGUAUUCUCUACCACAGAUCCCUGUAAAGAGGAAACAGGCCUAGUUAAGCAUAUGCAAGCAGAGGCUCUCAAAGUGACCUGAUGGGGCCCUGAUAUUGUCUUAAAGGUGGACAUUACUUAAGCAUCCUUGAUUCCACAAUGGAUGAAAUACGCAAAUGGGAUUUGGGGGUUGGACAGACAGUGUGUGAGAGAGAGAGGGAGAAGCAGUCACAGACAGAGACAGAGGACAACAUUGGAUGUCUCUAAUCUCACUCGAAUUUACAAGGUGUAUACUUUUUUCUAAAAUUUACAGAAAAUGAAAGCUGAAGAUAUCACACUUUUUGUGAGCAUGUGUUUUCAGAUGGGAAUUUUUUUGUGAAAGGACCGUACAAGGACAACAGAAGACUCAGUGUGAAGAGGACAACGGGGCUAUUUGUGCAGACAAAUAAAAACAAGGAAUAAACAUAAUAAACAAAGACUAACAAUAACUGUUAAUCAUGGUAAUAAUAGUUAUAUUGUCAUCAGAUAAUUACAACUGUAGAAUUAUAUCUGUUCAUUUAGCAUGAGUUGCAUGGUGAAUUAUUAAAAAAGGAAAAAUAUGUAAUUGUAAUGAAUAUCUGUAAGAAAAAAAAUAUUUUUUUCUUCCAAAAGCUCCUUACUUUUACAUAAAUUGUAGCCAGAAUAUAAGAGGAUAGGAGAUAGUGUCAUUUUCCCUUAAAUUGGUCCACCGGUUAUUAGGUCUUUCCUCCAAUAAUUUCUUUUCUGUUGAUGGACAUAUUUAAAUUAGGCAGCUCUGGUCAUAUUGACUACCGCCUUUCAUUUUAGAAACAUACAUGAGACAUGGAGAAAAAACUAGUAAGUUCUCAGUGUAGUUUAAUAAGUAAAUUAAUUUAGACUUUGUUUCUGUUGGCAUGCUGGUGACCCUGGACCUUACAAAAAAUAUCAACUGGACUAAAACUAAAAUUUUUAUUCCUUCCCUGUUUUAUGCUAUAAUUAUUGGUGUUUAGAUCCCAUGUGGAAACCUGCAGUACGACGUUGUUCAUACCACAUAUUAAGUAUUGACUUUUAACAGUGUUAUUUUUAAAGGAAAAUUUUUAAAGAACAGAAACUGGAUGUCCUACUUUAAAAGAAGAGAGAGAACAAACGUGUUAAACCUGUCUAACUCUCUCACUCAAAUGCUAAGUAAAAAAAAAAAAAAAAAACACAAGAGCAUUGUAUGCAAUUUAGUACUUGGGGGAAGUGAAUGCAUGCACAAUGUUAUGCAAAAUAAGUAAUCAACAAAAUAAAAGAUUCUAGCAUGAAAUAAAUUUUAUAUCAAA